Messenger RNA from Oppia nitens, 1268 nucleotides. RefSeq names its product CCR4-NOT transcription complex subunit 8-like. The record is from RefSeq and is a predicted model, not a curated record. The transcript has 3 exons. Gene Ontology annotation, cellular component: CCR4-NOT complex; P-body; CCR4-NOT core complex. Lineage: Eukaryota; Metazoa; Arthropoda; Arachnida; Sarcoptiformes; Oppiidae. Bases 48 to 1208 code for a protein of 386 amino acids. Gene Ontology annotation, molecular function: poly(A)-specific ribonuclease activity; nucleic acid binding.
UAUCAACAUAUCAGCAGCCGUUCAACAACAACAACACCGACAACGAUAUGGCCGUCAAUUAUUACCGCCGGUCACCCGGCAGUCGGGAGCGGCAGCGGACGCCGCGGCGGCCAUCGAUAUCGUCGUAUCCAAUGUUUACCGCCGCUGCUGUCGGAUCGUCGGGCUCUCCGACCACUAGCACUGCAAACAACAAUUGGUGGGACUUUACCGCUGCCGCAGCCGCAGCCGAAUCGGAUGCCACUUUUCCGAUGCCAACUCAGGCCACGUUUACCGCCGACGCUGCCGCCGACUUUCCGGUCCCCGUCGGCUGCGGCGAUGCGGACGAUGGUAUACGCAAUGUUUGGCGCCAUAACUUAGCCGAAGAGUUUCAUCAGAUAAAUCAAUUGGUCGGCGACUAUCCAUUCGUAUCGUUGGACACUGAAUUUCCCGGCGUUAUGAUUGGCCGAUCGGCUACUACUACUGGUAACGGUAUUGGCGUUGGCGGUGGCGGCGGUAUAUUUUACGGCCAAUUGGGCGGCAAAUGGUUUGACCGAAACGAACAAAACUAUCAGUUCAUACGGCACAAUGUCGACCAGUUAAAGGUUAUUCAAGUGGGGCUGGCAUUGAUGGACCCGACGGGUCGUACACCGUGGGACAAGUGUCGGGUAAAUGCCUGGCAAUUUAAUUUUCAAUUUGAUCGCCACAGCGAUCGAUCGGUUCGGGAAUCGAUAGAUAUGUUGGACUCGAGUGGUCUGGAUUUCGAUCGAUUGGCUACCGACGGUAUUCGGGCCGAAGAUUUUGCCGAAUUACUGUUCGGUUCGGGUCUAGUAUUGAAUCCCGAUUGCAAAUGGAUGGCCUUUCACGGCAGCUAUGAUUUUGCUUAUCUAAUGAAACUGUUGACCGCCAGUCUAUUGCCGCCGUCGCGCCAACAGUUUCACGAAUUGUUGGACACGUUUUUCCCGUACGUCUACGACAUUAAGUUCAUAUUGAAUCGUCUGGCCGAUCGGCUGCCGAUUGGCGGCGGACCCUAUAUCGGAUGCGCUGGUCAGCCGCAAGUGUUGGGCGGACUUCAGGACGUAGCUAAUCAAUUAGGACUGGCCCGUGUCGGUCACCCGCAUCAGGCGGCCAGCGAUAGCCUAUUGGCGGCUCAAAUAUUUUUCCACCUAAUGUCCAACUAUCCGAUCGAUGUCAACCCGUUUUGCGGCCGAUUAUAUCAAUUGGAUUGUUAGACACACACACCCGCUUACAUACCCACACCCACACAUAGAUAACUGGAAUUUUUCGGGGUU